AUGCUGCUGCCGUCGUGGUCCUUGUCGAUAUUGCUCCCUCUCCUUCCCUUUGCUCAUUCCUCCUUCUACGACAAUCCGGAACUCGAGAUCCCGCCUGAAUCCGGUAGUCCACUGGAUGAAUUGAAAGCGAAAUGGGACUUUGAUUGGGGAUUCUCAGGAAUAUCGACAUUCGCCCAUCUCAGGCAUGUAAAAUGCCUGACCACCCCGUACGAGCCGUUCGAUAUCGGCAUCAUUGGCGCCCCGUAUGACACAGCAGAGCAGGAAGAGGACAAAAAGAACAUGUCUGUCUGGUUCGCAAAAGAAGCGCAUCGUUUCUCAUUCUUUUUCUCUCUGUCAGGCGCCCGCUUCGGCCCUCGUGCCAUCCGUGCCGCCUCUGCUCGCCAGACGUCCUUCCGAGGCUUCAACCACCGCGCACACAUCAAUCCGUAUACGUCGUGGCCUCUGGUCCUCGACUGUGGAGACAUCCCCAUCACGCCUUUUGACAACGCAUUGGCCCUGCACCAGAUGACCUCGGCGUACCUCGAGCUGCUUUCUCGCCGACCGCUGAGCUACAAGAACCCGGAAAGCCACGUGCACCCGAAGCUGAUCACCCUGGGCGGAGACCACUCGAUCGCCCUCCCGGCCCUGCGCGCGCUGGAGAAGAUCUACAAGCAGCCCAUCGCGGUGUUGCAUUUCGACGCGCACCUCGACACCUGGCACCCCGGUGCGUACCCGAGCGCGUGGGCCGAGACGCCCACGCAGGCGGACUUCACGCACGGGACCAUGUUCUGGAUCGCGUCGCAGGAAGGGCUCAUCAACAACGGGUCGUCGGUGCACGCGGGCCUGCGGACGCGGCUCCUGGGCGACGACUUCCACGACUACGCCGACGACGAGCGCCAGGGGUUCCUGCGCAUCGAGUCCGACGACAUCGACGCCGUCGGCGUCAAGGGCAUCAUCGACCUGAUCAUGGAGCGGAUGGGCACGGAUAUGCCCGUCUACCUCUCCGUGGACAUCGACGUGAUCGACCCCGGUCUGGCCCCUGGCACCGGCACGCCCGAGCCCGGCGGCUGGACCACGCGCGAACUCAUCCAGAUCCUCCGCGGCGUUGAGGGCCUGAAUCUCGUCGGCGCCGACGUCGUCGAGGUGAGCCCUGCGUACGAGGCGGGCCACGGCGAAGCCACCGCGCUGGCCGGCGCGCAGGUCGCGUACGAGAUCCUCACGAGCAUGGUCAAGCGCGGACUCAAGGACCGCGGCGAGGACGUGGUGAUUGAGAAACCCGGCAGGAAGAUCGCCGCCAAGCAAGGCUUUGCGGCCAAGGCCCAAGAGGUUCUGAGAGAUGAGUUGUGA
This is a messenger RNA of Fonsecaea monophora, 1326 nucleotides long. RefSeq names its product agmatinase. The coding region runs from base 1 to 1326 and encodes 441 amino acids. NCBI's taxonomy places the organism in Eukaryota, Fungi, Ascomycota, Eurotiomycetes, Chaetothyriales, Herpotrichiellaceae. The record is from RefSeq and is a predicted model, not a curated record. The transcript has 3 exons. Gene Ontology annotation, molecular function: agmatinase activity; metal ion binding.